Messenger RNA from Drechmeria coniospora, 609 nucleotides. RefSeq names its product Peptidase S14, ClpP. Gene Ontology annotation, cellular component: endopeptidase Clp complex. Gene Ontology annotation, biological process: protein quality control for misfolded or incompletely synthesized proteins. The coding region runs from base 1 to 609 and encodes 202 amino acids. The transcript has 3 exons. Gene Ontology annotation, molecular function: ATPase binding; ATP-dependent peptidase activity; serine-type endopeptidase activity. The record is from RefSeq and is a predicted model, not a curated record. Lineage: Eukaryota; Fungi; Ascomycota; Sordariomycetes; Hypocreales; Ophiocordycipitaceae.
AUGGACUACAUUCCAAUGCCCUACAUUGAGGAGACCUCGGAACGAAUCAUCUGUCUCAACGGCGAGAUAAACGACUACAUGUCGGCCUCUAUUGUCGCGCAGCUCCUCUGGCUCGAAUCAGAUACGCCCGAGAAACCAAUCACAAUGUACAUCAACUCGCCUGGCGGCUCCGUCACCUCUGGCAUGGCCAUCUACGACACCAUGACAUACAUCAAGUCGCCCGUAUCAACCAUCUGCGUCGGUGGUGCCGCCUCCAUGGCGGCCAUCUUACUCGCUGGCGGCGAGGCAGGCCAGCGGUUCGCCUUGCCGCACAGCUCCAUCAUGAUCCACCAACCCCUCGGCGGCACGCACGGCCAGGCAUCCGACAUUCUCAUAUACGCGAACCAGAUACAGCGGAUCCGCGAGCAGUCGAACAAGAUUAUGCGGUACCAUCUCAACAAAGCCAAAGGAUACGACAAGUACACCGUGGAAGAGGUCAACGACAUGAUGGAGCGAGACAAGUAUCUGAGCGUGUCCGAGGCACUCGAGCUUGGUGCCAUCGACGAGAUUCUGACCAAGAGGCCGGACAGGGAAAGCGGCACGGAUGAAAAGAAGGGCGACGAGACGUAG